CGGGCGCGAACUCUCCAGCAGCCAGCCAAUCAGAGCACAGUUUACAUCUCCCUUAGAGUUUGAACAGCCUGUAUUUUCGGGUCAGCUGGAGGGAGGGACGGAGAAAUCUCUUGAUAUUUACCCGAUUUUCAAGAUUGAUAGGCCACAAUGGAGGAGGACACGGAAUACCUGAAGCUGCCCCUCGAGGACCGCUGUGUGCACAAGUUAUGGAAGGCCCGACUGAAUGGCUAUGAGGAGUGCACCAAACACUUUGCGAAGAUCACAGAUGAGCGCUCACCAGAAUUCAACAAGUUUGCUCCUCUUAUGAAAAAAUUUGUCACAGACAGUAAUGCUGUUGCACAAGAGAAAGCAUUGGAGGCUGUUUUGGCCUUUGCUGAGAAUGCCCAUGUUGCUGGAAGGACAGCAGGGGAUUGCACUUCUGGCAUUGUACAGAAGUGCCUGGCAGCCCCCAAGCGAGGCACACAGGAGAAGGCAAUGGAUGUGCUGCUCAUGUACUGUGAGAUUGAGAAGUAUGAAGUGGUGCAGGAAGAGCUCAUGAAGGGCUUUGCUCAGAAGAACCCCAAGGUAGUGGCUGGCUGUGUACGGGCCCUCACCACUGCCCUCAGGGAGUUUGGUCCUAAGGUGAUCAACCCCAAGCCACUGAUGAAGCAGAUGCCCACCAUACUGGAGGACCGAGACAAGAAUGUGCGAGAGGAGGGCAAGAAGCUGAUGGUAGAGCUGUACAGGUGGAUUGGACAGGCACUCAAACCUCAGAUGUCUUCCCUUAAGCCAGUGCAGGUCCAGGAACUUGAGGCUGAGUUUGAGAAGCUUGGUGGUGAGAAGGCAGUGCAGAAUCGCUUCCUUCGGUCACAGCAGGACCUGAAGGCCAAGAUGGAGGCUGAGGCUAACAAUGAGGAUGUGGAUGAUGAUGAGGAUGUUGGAGAAGACAUACCAGAGAUAGAUCCUUUGGAGUUGAUUGAGCCUAUAAACAUCCUUGAAAAACUUCCUAAAGACUUCUUUGAAAAGGUUGAAGCCAAAAAGUGGCAGGAAAGAAAGGAGGCAAUGGAGGUUCUUCUUCCCCUUACUCAGAAUCCCAAGCUGGAGUCUGGAGAUUACAAUGACCUAAUGAAGGCUCUCAAGAAGAUUAUAGGCAAGGACACCAAUGUGAUGAUUGUGGCACUGGCAGGGCAGUGUGUGGCAGGCCUUGCUAAGGGACUCAAGAAGAAGUUUUCUCCUUUUGCCUUGGCCUUCACAGAAACCAUAUUAGAAAAGUUCAAAGAGAAGAAAACCAAUGUUGUCAGUGCCAUGCGUGAGGCCAUUGAUGCAGUCUUCUUGACGACAAGCCUAGAGUCCAUUCAGGAGACAGUGAGUGGAGCUCUAGCCAACAAGAACCCCUCAGUGAAGGCAGAGACGGCUGGUUUCCUGGCUAGGGCACUUUGCUACUGCACCCCAACCAUACUCACUAAAAAGCUCCUGAAGGUGGUUGUAGCAGAUCUCCUCAAGGGUGUCAGUGAGCCAGAUCCAACAGUGCGAGACAACAGCUGUGAAGCGCUGGGUGUGGCAAUGAAGGUGGUGGGGGAGAAGCAAAUCAUGGUUUUCAUUGCUGAUAUAGAUAACCUCAAGAUGCAGAAGAUCAAAGAGGCUUCAGAAAAGGCAGAGCUGAAGGUGAAGAUAUCUGCCCCCAAAGCCAAGAAGCCAGCACCUGCAGCCAAGAAAGAGCCUGCCAGGGCAGCACCACACCCAUCAGUGAGUGACGCCCCUGCCAGGGUGGUGAGGGGUGGUGGUGGCAGAGCAAAGAAAGGUAUGUUCCAGGUCGAGGCACUAAAGGAGGGGGGGGGAGGGGGAGGAGGAGAGUCAGCCUUGGGUGAAUGCAAGGAGGAAGAGCUGUCUCUGGAUGAUGCCUUAGAGAAAGCUGCUGAUGUCCUCCCUGAAGAUGUGCUGAGCGGCCUGACAGAUGCCAACUGGAAAGUCCGACUCACUUCUGUUGAGUCUUUUAUAAAUACCACCAGAACAUUGGACCGAGGGGAGAUUCCUACACAAGCACUGGUCAGAUGCCUCGCCCAAAAGCCAGGUUUCAAGGACAACAACUUCCAAGUCUUAAAACUCAGACUUGAAGCUUUGAAACUACUGGCUGAAAAUUCAGAUUUCACAAGGCGGUCUGGAGAGGUGUGCAUCCAGGAGUUGGUGGAGAAGCUGGCAGAUCCCAAGAAUGGUCCUCUGUGUGGCGAGGUGCUGACAGCCAUUGCUGAGGCUGCCAAACUGCAGUGGGUGGGGCCUGAGGUGAUGUCUCGAGCCUCAGAGCAGAAGAGUCCCAAAGUGCAGGAAAUGGCUCUUAAAUGGCUCUCGGAUGCUAUUUCAGAAUUUGGCUUUGUGCUGCAGCCAAAGGCACUGAUUGGUGAUAUCAAAAAGGCAUUAGCAAACACCAAUCCUGGAGUAAGGACAGCUGGCAUCACCCUUUGUGGCACCAUGUAUCUUUACAUGGGGGCCACACUCAGGGUUUUCUUUGAGGACGAGAAAGCUGCCUUGCUCCAGCAGAUAGACACUGAGUUUGAAAGGCUGAGUGGGACCAGUCCUCCUGCCCCCUUCCGUGGUGCCAGCCAGGACAGGAGCACUGAGAAUGAUGGGGAUGAGGAUGAUGCCGUGGAUUCCAGGCAGGCAGCCCCCAUCAAUGUGCAGGACCUGGUGCCCAGAGUCAACAUCAGUGAACAGCUUACCUCCAAUCUCUUCAGCGAACUAGCUGAUAAGAACUGGAAGGUUAGAAAUGAAGCAUUGCAGAAGGUGUCAAAUAUCCUCUCAGAGGCUAAAUUUAUCAAGGGAGAUGUUGGAGAGCUGCCGACAGUGCUCUGCUCCCGCAUGAAUGACACCAACAAGAACCUAGCCCUGGAGGCAAUCCGACUGACUGCAUCCCUUGCCACUGCCCUCGGUCCUCACUGCAAACCACACACCAGGAAUAUUGUGCCGGGGAUGCUGACAGCUCUGGGUGACAGUAAACAAAAUGUUCGUCAGCAAGCAAUGAGCACCUUGAACUCAUGGGUGGAGCAGGCAGGGCUUAAGGAGACCAUUGAUGGUGAGGUGUUUGCAGAUGCUUUAAAAUCAGGUUCACCCUUCCUCAAAGCAGAGCUGUUUCCAUGGAUGGCUGAGAAACUAAAAGAUGCUUCACCAAAGAGCAUAAACAAGGAGGAAAUUCACGCAUGCACACAGUACCUCUUUGCUGCACUGGAAGACCGCAGUGCAGAUGUGAGGAAGGGUGCUAAUGAGGCUGUGUUGCCAUUCAUGAUCCACAUUGGAUAUGAGGGAAUGAUGAAACAUAUUACCAGAGUCAAGCCUUCAUCCAAGAACACAGUGAUGCAGGCCAUGGAGAAAGCAAAGGUGAACCUCCCAGCCAAACCCCAGCCCAAGCCCCGAAGUCCUGCUGGUGGUGCUUCUGCUCGCGUGGGUCGCCCAGGAUCUGCUAGUGGCCCACAGGGAGCAGGAAGAUCAGGUGCUGCUGUUGCCAAGAAGAGUUUGAGGACACCAUCAGCCACUAGAGCUGGCUCAUCAGGAGGCCGCAAGGAGGCUGAGGACGUGGACACCUCCCCACUGUUGCAAGUUAACAACCUGAAGCAGCAACGUGCCCUUGAUGAACAGAGACUUAGGAUUCUGCGGUGGGACUUCACCACACCACGUGCUGAGUUCAUCACCCAACUCAAGGACCAGAUGACAACAGCUGGCCUCAACAGGCAACUCAUUUCUAACAUGUUUCAUCAAGAUUUCAAGUUCCACAUCAAGGCCAUUGAUAGCCUUAAUGAAGACCUGGCCUGCAACCUACAAGCCUGCAUUGCAAAUCUUGACCUGAUCCUGAAGUGGCUCACCAUCCGCUUCUUUGACACCAACCCGUCAGUGAUCAUGAAGGCCAUGGAUUACCUGCAGCAGGUGUUCCAGUGUGUGACAGAUGAUGGUUACCACCUACAGGACCACGAGGCCAACUCCUUCAUGCCUUUCCUCAUUACAAAGUUUGGUGAUCCCAAGGAUUCUAUAAGAGGACCUGCCAGAAAUAUUGCUCGGCUCAUUUGUCAUAUCUACCCAGCCAGCAAGGUGUCCCCCUAUAUGAUGGAGGGACUCAAGGCCAAGAAUGCCAGGCAGAGGGCAGAGUGCCUUGAAGCCAUAGGUAACCUGAUUGAGACACAUGGGACUAUUGUGUGUCAGCCCUCACCUCCUGUUGCCCUCAAGGAUGUGGCCAAGCAAAUUGCUGACCGGGAUAACUCUGUCAGAAAUGCUGCCCUCAACUGCCUUGUCCAGGUGUACUUCCAGGAGGGAGAAAAGGUGUACAAAUACAUUGGAAAUUUAUCAGACAAAGACAUGAGCCUUCUGGAGGAACGUAUCAAGAGGGCAGCCAAGAACAGGCCUGUCAUAAAGAAGCCACUGCCUGAACCUGAAGUACCCACAGUCCGGGGAGGAGGAGCAACAGCAGCCGGUCGACCCAACCGAGUGACGCCCAAAGCUGCCCAGCCGGCACCACAACUCCUGAGGGAGAGAGGUGUUCCCAGGGCUGGGGAGCAACAAGCUACUGGCCUCAAGAGACACUUGAGUAGAAGGAUUGGAAACAGCCACAGUCAUGAGUCCAUGGACCAAAAUUCAGAGCACCCUAGAGGUCUCCCUCCCCUAUACUCUGGAGGCCCUCGCCACAGCUCUGCCUCAGCCUUGUCCAGCAGCAACAGCAGCCUGCCAGGUGCUAGUGCUAGUGGUGUAGGCAGCACCAGUAGGGUAGGAGCACGCAGACAUUCUGAAAAGCAGCUGAAGGGAGAUUGGCCCCUGCCUCCUCUGCGGAGGCGCCCAGUCACCUCCAUCCCCCUGGAGCAGGCGAGACGUAUUUCCCGCUCCCUCUCCUUCUUGUUGGGAGAACCUGAGAAUGAACCAGUGAUGGAAGAGGAGCCUCCACCCACCCACACGCUGCCUCCUCUCUCUCCUCAUAUACCUCCUCUUCUCACCAGAACAGUCACUUCUCCUCUCUUUCCUGGGUUUGGCCUCAAGCCCCAGCAGCCACCAAGCAACGCUAAUGCGCCCUUCAAGAUUGACUAUGGCAAUAUUGAGAAGCUUCUGGGCAAUGAUGACGAGCCAGAGCAAACCCAGUAUAACCUAGAGGAGAUUCCGGACCUGGCCUCCAUCCUCAACUACAAGCCAGUCUUGCCCCCCACUGCCUCUAGACUCACCCGGCCUGGCUUCAGCUCUGGAUGGUCGGCCACCUCAGCCCCCAGCCCUCUGGAGAGUGAAGGAGCAGCUCAGGCAAUCAACAUGGUCAUAUCUCAAGUUGCGACCACAGAUGCCAACACAGUCAUCACAGCGCUCUCCCAGCUGGACGAGGUGCUGCAGUCAGAGGAACGGUGUGGCCAGCUGGCACCCCACGUGGACCAGUUGCUGAUCAUCGCCACCCUUCAAUACCGCUUGGUCCUCAACACAAAAAUGGCCAACCUUAACAUCAACAAGGAGGAAUGCAUCAAAAUAUAUCGAUCACUCACCAGCUGUUUGAUGACGGUCUUCAACAACAAGCAGCUGGGCACCAAGGCAACAAGGGACGUGCUAAGAGAUGUAGUGCAUGUACUUAUUCACAUCAUCCUAGACCACCGGCUCUCCCAGUUGGAGGAUGGCCCUCAGAUAAUUCGUGCCAUUAAUGUGCUGGUGGUGCGCAUUGUGGAGAAGGCACAGUUCACCCAUGUGUUCAGUGCCCUCUUGAAACUACUGCACGAGAGUGUAGGCAGUGGUGGUGGAUGCAAGUUUACUGAGCUGGUCAUGAAGUGCAAUUGGAAAGCCAUUCGCAUUCUCCCCUCCCGCACCAAUGACCUUGACCUGGACCAGAUACUCCUUGAUAUCCACAACUUCCUAGUGGCAUAUCCAGUCAGCACGUGGAGUGAGCGUCCUUCUGAUACACCACUGCGCACAAUCAAAACAGUCAUCUACACGCUAAGCAAAGCCUAUGGACACUCCAUCCUUGGGCAUUUCUCCAAGAUUGACAACACCCAGGGCUCAGAACUGCACAAGUACCUCACCAAAUCCCUCAAGAAACCCAAGACUGAGGAUGAUGGAGGUGUUGGUGACAGCAACCGUCUGGCAGCUGCACAAGUGUCCAACGAGCCAGGAGACAGCGUCAAGUCUCCCAAAAGACUCAGUAAAUCUGAACACAACAUUCUGUCUGAAAUAUUCAGAAAAAUUGGUUCUAAGGAGAAUACCAAAGAGGGUCUUAUUCAGCUGUAUGAUUUUAAGCAGAAACAUCCAGAGGCAGACAUUGAACCAUUCUUAAGAAAAUCAUCCCAGUUCUUCCAGAAUUACAUUGAGCGAGGAUUAAAGAAAGUAGAGGCAGAGCGGCAGUUGGAAGGGAAAGCUACCUCUAAUCCAACCUCAGAAAAUGGGUCAAAUUCAGGGCCUUUGGCUUCCAUUCAAGUUCCUGACACAACCAAUUUCAACAUGAAUGAUCUCGUGGAUCAAUUCAAGUCUCUUGCUGCAUAUGCUGGCUUUGAUAACAAUUACAUUGAUUCUGCAGUGCAGAACAUCUGCAGCACAGAAAAGGAAAUGAAAGGAGACAUUACAGAAUACAUCAAUACUCAGUAGAGCAGAAUGAGUUUGGCUCACAGGAUGAGGGAGUUGUGCCUCACAUCCUACAUCUUGCACAAACUGUGUGGAUGUGCUGGUUUUACUAAAAUUGUUUUAAGGAAAACACAAACCCACAAAACACAUUUGGGAUAUGGGCAGAUUAUCCACCAGUCAUAUGGGAAGGGGAGGAGAAUUGUCACUAAAAGACUACUAUUAGACUACAACAAGAGAUUGGCCAUGGGUGAGCCUUCUGUUUCUACUGUUGGUACAUGUAGACCAUUACGGUUAAUUGGCUCAAUAAGUAUUAUAGGUGUACUCUCACUAUUCAUGUUACUCAGCAUUUUCAGUAAUAUUCAGUAGAGGAUGGUGUGUGUGUGUGUGUGUGUGUGUGUGUGUGUGUGUGUGUGCACGUGUAUGCGUGUGUGAUUGCCUUGUACAGGUGAGUGCCAGGGGAUUGGUGUGCUUUGUGUUCCUUCCUGGACUUGGCACACCAUCCCAAACAAGCUGACCUGACUCAUGAGAACUCAGACCAACCACUCUCACAACCUCCUCACUAGUGUGACCUAGCACUCAUGGACCAGCACUGUACUGAUCUCUGAGGACACCUUACCCACGGCCCCACAGCAGCACUAGCGGCAUCAGUAGCCCCUUGUUGUGGAUGUGCCCUCUUGUGCUGGUUACUUUUUCUCAUAAACCCAAACAACUAUUAAAUGACUGUCUCUCUGGACAGAGCCUGUGAUGUUUAAACUCGUGUAGCAGGGACUUAAUUAUUUAUUCAUCUUCAUUCAGGCUGUCUUUCAUCAAUCUUUUGGGGGGAUGUCAUGGGAGGAGAAUCAUUCCUCCCAUCUUUAUUUUUGUUUUUGUUUUUUUCACCAACCAGUCUUCAGUGUUUUGUUUUAAUCAUUCCAAACAUCUGGUCUGUAGUCCUGUCAAUGAAACUAUACUAAGAAUCAUCCCCAGUCUUCAUCUAGCAUUCUUGUACCUGCAUUUUGCAGCAUUCAUAUCCAUGUUCAGAUUUUCCUGAACAAGCCUCUGACUUUUUAUCUUGCUUCCUGUCCUGUUUCUAGGAUUUAUUUCAAUUUUAUUUUUUAGGAAGGAAUUUAUUUUGUAUAAUUUCCUCCCAAAGAGAAAUUUCUUGUAGUUCUUUUAACCUCUGAACACACCACUGUGCACCCCGUGUACAUAUUGUGUUUAGUUCAAUAUAAGUUCAUCAGUCUAAAAAUAAGGAUUAUUGUAAAGGAUCUAAUUAGUCAAUAAACAAUAGACGAAAGUA
Molecule: messenger RNA, 7816 nt
Organism: Scylla paramamosain (green mud crab)
Lineage: Eukaryota; Metazoa; Arthropoda; Malacostraca; Decapoda; Portunidae
Gene: msps
Product: cytoskeleton-associated protein 5-like
Exons: 36
Coding region: 148-6561 (2137 amino acids)
Biological process (GO): centrosome duplication; microtubule polymerization; mitotic spindle organization
Cellular component (GO): kinetochore; spindle pole; microtubule plus-end
Molecular function (GO): microtubule plus-end binding; microtubule plus end polymerase activity
Source: RefSeq, a predicted model, not a curated record